AUGAGUGUUGCAGGGGCUGCUUGGGUCGGCACGGCCCCCCGCUUAAUCAGGACGUCGGUACAAUGCCCGCGACAUUGCAGUAAUCUCUCCCGCAAAGCUCAGACAAGACAUUUGUCCAAGUCUACCACUCUCAGAAAACCCACGAUUAGACGUCCUUUGCCCUCGAACCAGACACGGCUGUUCUCGGCAACACCAGCCUCUUAUGCGACCAAGGACCCCUACAAGACCCUCGGCGUUGGUAAGGAUGCCUCCGCAUCCGAGAUCAAGAAGGCAUACUACGCCCUGGCGAAGAAGUUCCAUCCCGAUACGAAUAAAGACCCUGGCGCGAAAGAGAAAUUCACAGAUGCGCAGGCGGCAUAUGAGUUGCUGAACGACCCUCAAAAGAAAGCCGCGUUUGACCAGUUUGGUGCCGCUGCCUUCGAUCAAGGAGCUGGGUUCGAUCCGGGUGCUGCAGGGGCCGGUGGACAUCCUUUCGGCGGAGGCGGGAAUCCAUUCUCUGGCUUCGGUGGAGGGUUUGGCGCCGAGUUCAACUUUGAAGAUCUCUUCGGCGCAUUUACUGGUGGUCGUCGUGGCCGGCGAGGGCCCUCGCCGUUCCAAGAGGAGAUCCUGGUCGGCGACAACAUUGAGGUUCAAACAAACAUUUCUUUCAUGGACGCCGCCAAAGGUGUGACCAAAAACAUUACAAUUACACCCCUGGUGCAGUGCGGCACGUGCCACGGCGCAGGGCUGAAGCCGGGAUCUCAAAGACAAACAUGCAAAUCAUGUAACGGGACAGGAACAAGAGUUCAUGUGAUGCAGGCUGGUUUCCAGAUGGCUUCGACCUGUUCUACCUGUAGCGGUACUGGAACGGUUAUUCCCAGAGGGUCGGAGUGUCAUACAUGUUCUGGUAACGGGGUCGUUCGACAGCGGAAGACCAUCUCCGUCGACAUUCCUCCCGGUGUGGAAGACCAAAUGCGCCUUCGGGUAGGGCUCUCUGGGGACUAUCCUGCCACGGGCACGACGACGAAUCCAAAUGUGAAGGCUCAGCCGGGCGAUCUAUAUGUUUUCAUUCGAGUGGCGCCAGACGCAAGAUUCAGUCGAAACGGGGCGGAUAUUCUCCACACCGCCUCAAUAGCAGUGACAACUGCGUUACUAGGAGGUGAAGUGACUGUGCCCACACUUGACGGAGAAGUCAAGGUGAGAGUGCCACCUGGGACAGCAACCGGCGAUAGGAUAACAUUAGGUGGAAUGGGCAUGAAGAGACUCGGUGGGCGAGGAGCGUCUGCAGGCGACCUUCGCGUGGAGUUUAAAGUGGCCAUGCCAAGGUCGUUGAGUGCCAAUCAGCGAACACUCUUGGAGAUGCUAGCAGAUGAGAUGAAUGACAAGACGGCGAAAAGAACCAUGAACCUGAACCAAUUCAAACAGGACAAUAAGCCGUCGAAGCCAUCCAGCAAGCCUGCAGACCACAAAAAUGAGGGAUUCCUCAAGUCGGCCUGGCACAAACUGACACAUCAGCACGAUAACUUGGACCCCGAAAUAGAGGGCAAACAGUCGAAAGACGGCAAGUCGGAGUCCAAGGACGACGAAGUACCAAAAAAGGCGUCAGGUUCUGGAUAA
Capronia epimyces CBS 606.96 is the source of this 1596-nucleotide messenger RNA. RefSeq names its product molecular chaperone DnaJ. Bases 1 to 1596 code for a protein of 531 amino acids. Gene Ontology annotation, cellular component: cytoplasm. The transcript is spliced from 2 exons. Gene Ontology annotation, biological process: protein refolding; response to heat. Gene Ontology annotation, molecular function: ATP binding; heat shock protein binding. NCBI's taxonomy places the organism in Eukaryota, Fungi, Ascomycota, Eurotiomycetes, Chaetothyriales, Herpotrichiellaceae. The record is from RefSeq and is a predicted model, not a curated record.